Merops nubicus (carmine bee-eater) is the source of this 582-nucleotide messenger RNA. RefSeq names its product progesterone-induced-blocking factor 1-like. Lineage: Eukaryota; Metazoa; Chordata; Aves; Coraciiformes; Meropidae. Gene Ontology annotation, cellular component: centriolar satellite. The record is from RefSeq and is a predicted model, not a curated record. Gene Ontology annotation, biological process: cilium assembly. The coding region runs from base 1 to 582 and encodes 193 amino acids. The transcript has 4 exons.
AUGUCACAUAAAAGCUUGAAGGAAAUCAGGAAAGUAAACAUUUCUAGCUCCUUGGAGUCAGAAGAUCUUAGCUUAGAAACCACAAUCCCAACCGAUGAGGUUUCUUCCUCUGAAGAGAGAGAAGGGACUGUUAAAAUCACUAAGGAGAUGAUUGAACGGAAAGAGUUGCUCCAUAAUCUUCAGCGGCUUAAAAUAGAAUUAUCCCAAAAAAACUUGUUGAUUAGCAACUUGAAAGUAGAAUAUUUGACCAAGAUUGAAGAGCUGGAAGAGAAGCUUAAUGAUGCAACCCAUCAGAAGCAGCUGUUGUCUUUACGGCUGGAUAGUCAGCUGGCAUUACAACAAGAUGAAGCUAGGAAACACCAGGCUCUAAUGAAACAAGAAAUGGAAACUGUUUUAUUGAGACAGAAGGAACUGGAGGAAAUGAACCACCAGUUAAGGGAGAGGGCUGGAGAUAUCCGCCGUAGCUUGCGAGACUUGGAAUUAACAGACGAUUGCUAUGAGAAGCUGAAGUCUCUUCCUGAAGACCAGCUUUCUAUCCCUGAAUACGUUUCUGUGAAAUUUCACGAGCUGAUUGACAGAUAG